This is a messenger RNA of Pyrus x bretschneideri (Chinese white pear), 703 nucleotides long. RefSeq names its product superoxide dismutase [Cu-Zn] 2-like. Gene Ontology annotation, biological process: removal of superoxide radicals. The record is from RefSeq and is a predicted model, not a curated record. The transcript has 7 exons. Gene Ontology annotation, molecular function: copper ion binding; superoxide dismutase activity. NCBI's taxonomy places the organism in Eukaryota, Viridiplantae, Streptophyta, Magnoliopsida, Rosales, Rosaceae. Bases 23 to 553 code for a protein of 176 amino acids.
AAAUGCCAGAAAUGAAAAUGACAUGAGAUAUGAAAAGGCGGACAGCGGCAACAGCACAGAAAGCAGAGGAGGAAAUCAAAUGGCUAGUGUGAAAGCAGUGGCUCUUAUCACCGGAGAUUCCAACGUCCGAGGCUCCCUUCAUUUCCUUCAGGAUUCCAACGGGGGGCCUACACGCAUACAGGGGAGGAUUAGUGGCCUCUCUCCUGGCCUUCAUGGUUUCCAUAUCCAUGCUCUUGGUGAUACCUCCAAUGGUUGCAAUUCCACUGGACCUCAUUUUAAUCCACUGAAGAAGGAGCAUGGAGCUCCUUCGGAUAAGGAGCGUCACGCUGGCGAUUUGGGUAACGUUGUUGCAGGCCCAGAUGGAGUUGCUGAGGUUUCUCUCCAGGACUGGCAGAUUCCACUGAGCGGACCUGAUUCCAUUCUUGGGCGAGCAGUCGUAGUGCACGCUGAUCCUGAUGAUCUUGGUAAAGGUGGACAUGAACUUAGCAAGACUACCGGGAACGCAGGAGCAAGAGUUGGAUGUGGUAUCAUUGGCCUUAAGUCAUCUGUGUAAAAGAAGAAUGGCUGCAGAACAGAAAGCAAAUAACCUAGUAAAUGUGGUUUAGUCCUUUCUUUUUUACUCCUUUGUGUUUAGCGUUCUUUAUGCAUGUUAUGAUAAUAUUCUAUGGGUAUAUAAGAUGAACUUGGGAGACGAGAAGUCUAA